Myotis brandtii (Brandt's bat) is the source of this 2309-nucleotide messenger RNA. RefSeq names its product NOP2/Sun domain family, member 6 (gene NSUN6). Bases 112 to 1536 code for a protein of 474 amino acids. Gene Ontology annotation, biological process: RNA methylation. NCBI's taxonomy places the organism in Eukaryota, Metazoa, Chordata, Mammalia, Chiroptera, Vespertilionidae. The record is from RefSeq and is a predicted model, not a curated record. Gene Ontology annotation, molecular function: RNA binding; methyltransferase activity. The transcript has 11 exons.
GCGGCGCGCGUUUCCAGGGCACGUGUGGGUGGUCCUGGCCCGGCGGCUGCUCCCUGUAACUCGGGAAGAGGAAAGCCAUCGAGUUCAGCAUUCCUCCUAGCAAUAGCGAAAAUGUCUAUUUUCCCGAAAGUAGCCUUGAGACUUGAGGUUGAAAACUACCUUAAAGAGGGCUUUACGAAUAAGGAGGUUGUAUUGGCUUUCGGUAAACAAGAAGCAGAAAGGAAGUUUGAAACUCUCUUAAAUCACCUGUCACACCCUCCAUCAUUCACAACUGUCAGAGUAAAUACUCAUCUAGCCUCAGUGCAACAUGUGAAAAAUCUGUUAUUUGAUGAACUUCACAAGCAGUUUAAUGGGUUAACUGUUCCUAUUCUUCAACAUCCAGACCUUCAGGAUGUCUUACUUAUUCCUGUUAUUGGACCUAGGAAGAACAUAGCAAAACAACAAUGUGAAGCCAUUGUUGGAGCCCAAUGUGGUAAUGCCGUGUUAAGAGGAGCCCAUGUCUAUGUUCCAGGAAUUGUGUCAGCUUCAAAAUUUAUGAAAGCUGGAGAUGUUGUUUCUGUAUAUUCUGAUAUUAAAGGCAAAUGUAAGAAAGGAGCCAAAGAAUUUGAUGGAACAAAAGUAUUUCUUGGAAAUGGGAUUUCUGAAUUAAGCCGCAGAGGAAUCUUCAAUGGGCUACCUGAACGGAAAGGUAUAGGCAUAAGAAUGACAGAACCAGUAUAUCUCAGCCCUUCAUUUGAUAAUGUACUGCCCAGCUACUUAUUUCUACAGAAUUUGCCAUCUGCUGUUGUAACUCAUGUUCUGGAUCCUCAACCUGGAGAGAAGAUUCUAGAUUUGUGUGCAGCACCUGGAGGCAAAACAACACACAUUGCAGCACUAAUGCAUGAUCAGGGAGAAGUAAUAGCCCUGGAUAAACUACCCAACAAAGUUAAAAAAAUAAAGCAGAAUGCUUUAUUAUUAGGGCUGCAUUCCAUUAGGGCUUUUUGCUUUGAUGGAACAAAGGCACUUAAACUCGAUAUGGUUAAGGACACAGAAGGAGAGCCCCCAUUCUUACCAGAAUCCUUUGACCGAAUUCUUCUUGAUGCACCCUGCAGUGGCCUGGGGCAGAGACCAAACAUGGCUUGUUCUUGGACUUUGAAGGAAGUGACAUCAUAUCAACCAUUACAGCGAAAACUCUUUACUGUGGCAGUGAAACUGCUGAGGCCAGGGGGAGUGCUUGUUUACAGCACCUGCACCAUCACGCUGGCAGAGAAUGAGGAACAAGUGGCCUGGGCCCUCACAGCAUUUCCUUGCCUUCAGCUUCAGCCUCAGGAACCACACAUUGGAGGACAAGGAAUGCUGGGAGCUGGCCUGUCAUUUGAACAAUUGAAACAGCUGCAGCGAUUUGAUCCAUCUGUUGUGCCAUUACAGGACAUGGACAUUGAUUCUCUCAAAGAGGCCAGAGUAGAAGACAUGAUUUGGCUGGCAAAUAAGGAUUGUAUAGGUUUUUUUAUUGCAAAAUUUGUAAAAUGCAAAAGUAUACAGGAGAAGGAUCCUUAGAAAUGAAAAUUACAAACAUUUGCUCUGUUGUGUGUGUGUUUUAAUUUAAAGAUCAAUCUGUUGUUCGGCCAAGUGAUUGAUGGCAUAGUUGCUAAGGAAUCAGAAAAGGCUGCCAGCUGUUUCACCAGUGAUCAGGAGACACUGAGGAAGUAAUGGAUGGGGGAGGGGGAGGGAUAUGAGAUUAUAUUUGUAAUUUUAGAAUAAUUUUCCCUUUUGGAUUUAGCAGAGUACAAAGAAAAGGAAAUGCCUAUAGAUGUCUGAAACGUUUAUUUGGAGUCAUAUGUUUUAAUUUGUAAAGAAUGCAAGUAAUUUUUAAUAGCAAUCAAUGAAUCUCACAAGGAAAAAAAUUAGCAAUAUUUAAUUUGGUUAUAAAGUAUAUUAUUUUUCAUUCCUGAGUUCCUAAGUAAGUAGUUUCUUAAGAAUUCAGGGCAUAGGAGGUAUGACAUUUACCAUGUGCUGAUUACUGAGCUGAAUAUUUUACCUCUUUCUCUACUUACUAUCCUAAUAAAAGAGUAAUAUGUAAAUUAACUGUCACUCCAAAACAAAGAUGGAGGCGCCCAUAGUGGCCAGGACGGGACACUGGUGGCAUCGCCCUGACAACGCAAGCCCCGCAUCUGCGCCCCGGCAGGGGAGGGGAGGGGCCUUGGGCCGGAGGCUGGGGCGAGGGAUGUUGGCAUCAUUACAGGCCGGGCUGAGGGACCCACCCUUCACCCUGUGCACGAAUUUCGUGCACCGGGCCUCUAGUUUGAUAAAUAAACCCUCUUUCAAAUGAA